CGCACUCGUCGACAGUUCUUCUGAGGUUGCGGAAAGCUGGAUAGAACACGGAUUACAGAGGCAGAUCUGGCUUUUUGAGACAAAUCGAGAUGCCCCCCAGACGCGGCGCCGUCAGGCAGACGGGGUCAACGCCCCGCGCCGAGGGCGCUCUCUCUUUCUUUCAGCACCAGCUGAUGUCGGAUAGUCGAAACCAGGCCUUGCCUAACCUCCCCACGAAACAGUCAUUCGCUUAUGGCUCGGCUGAAACGCCGCUCCUUCCACGGCAGCUGGUGCUCAACCCUCAUAUGGACUUGGUAGAAAUGGCCGGCCAGAUCGAUAAGGGCAUCGAAGACGCGAAAGACCGAGAGCAAAGACAAACCGUGUCGAAUGCGGAUCGUAACCGUCGACGGCGUUCAUCCUCAGCCAAUAUGUCACCGGUGCGAAGAACACGCCGAGAGCCAACUCCAGAUCAAACGCAGCUACUCGAGUCGCUGCGUGAUGCGACAAGGUCACCAAGUCCUGUCAAUGACUACCACGCAAACGACCAGUCAACUGCGACUCCCACUCCUCCUAUCCCACAUACUAUUUCGACGGCUUCUAGUCCAGCACUGGAUCCUGUUCCUGAAUCUCGAUAUCCCCACGUGCCUGCGGACAAGCUAUACCCUUCACCCCUGCUGCGCUCGGGCGUUCCAGCGCAUGAUGAGCCGCCUUUGAGUAGCUUCUCUGGGGUUGACAACGAAUCCGUGAUUUCGUAUUCCAUUGAGCGGGAUGUUCAUGACGACGACUUGCGGCGGACGCUGUCCGAUGGCAAGAACAUCACUGCACCCCCUCGCCGAGUAUCCGGGAUGGCAUUUGUCAAAGAUGUCUCAACUAUUCAUGAAGAGGACGAACCUGACUCAAGACUUUCUCAGUACCAAUCAUCGCCGUUGAAGUCACCUCCAGUGAAACCCCUUCACCCGCUGAAAUCCGUAGUGCCACCUAAGGCGCCGUCUCCAGCAAGGUCACCUUCGCCUUCUUUGUCACCUUCACCUAGUCAAUCAUCAUCCCCUCUGAGGUCUCUUUCACUCUCAAUAUCGCCGUCGCCUGAAAAGUCGCCUUCACCCCCUCGACGUGUCUCGCCUCGAAAGGCACCAACACCCAAGAAAUCACCACUCCCGGUAAAGGCAUCAACACCCAGGAAAUCACCACUGCCGGCAAAGGCACCUACACCCAAGAAAUCACCAUUUCCGGCAAAGGCACCAACGCCAGCCAAGUUGCCUUCUCCUUCGCCAAUGUAUGAAGAUAUCGAGAUGGAGACUACACCGGAGCCCGAAUGGGAGCCGCAACCAGAGUUUCUUAGAGAAGAAUCACCUAUCGCCCAACCACCAGCCCCCAGAAAGACUUCCAUUCCAGAGUAUCAUGCGGAAGAUGCAUCUGCAAGAGUACAGAGAACGCGCAACCUCAAGGCACUCCUGCUUGGUGUGCGUACCCCGAGUGAGAUCCUAACCGCUAUUGGUCGGGUGAUUGCACUUCUGACCAUGGCGAUGAUUGUCCUAACUGGUUUCAACUAUUUGAGUGAAGUUAUUCCUUUCGCUCAUCCUGAGUACUAUGGAUCAUUGAAUGAGACCGGGUUGAAUGCGAUCAGCAGUCUCAGCGCACAGGUGUCCAGCCUAGGGUCUCAAGUAUCCACUCUAGCAAGGGACAUCCAGACAGUCAAAGCUGAUCUCCGAGCACAACCGACAACACGUGUAUCCCCUGUGACUGGGUCAUCUUCUGGCACGUCUUAUGGCACCUACAUUCCAAAAACCAAUUUCUUGACUGUAAAUCUCGGUAUCCUUGUUGAUCCUUACAAGACAAAUCCUACCGUGACGCAGUAUACCACUUAUAAAGGACAAAUGUAUAAUAAAUGGUUUGGUGAUGAAGUUCGCCGCCCGCAACCACCUUUGUCCGUUGCCUCAAGGUGGGACGAUAUCGGAGACUGCUGGUGCAGCGUCUUGCGCGAUGGGAUGACACAGAUUACUAUUCUCCUGGGCCACCGUAUCGUCCCGGAAGAAAUGGUUGUCGAGCAUGUUCCCAAAGCAGUGGCGCUGACCCCCGGGCUUGCCCCCCGAGAUAUGGAGCUAUGGGCCCGGUUUCGCCGCGUUUAUAACGACACUUUAGUAUACCCUACUCCACCAAAGUCGUGGGCCGAUUGGUUGAAGUCCAAGGUUACCCCGUUUGCUCCCCCACAGAGUAUUGCUGGGCAGGAUGAUAUCAUGAACGAUGAGCGGUUCGUCUUGCACGAGCCGGUCAUGCAUGCUCUCUCGUUGGCCUACCCCGGUGAAGCGGAAGAACACUACUGGGGUCAGCAUGAUGAGUUGCUCGGGCCGGCGUUCUAUCGUGUUGGGCGUUGGACUUAUGACAUCAACGGCGAUUCUCAUGCGCAAAAGUUCAUCCUUGAUGCCGUAAUUGACGACCCGGAGAUCCGCGUGGAUAAGAUAAUUGUUCGCGCGAAAAACAACUGGGGAGCCGAUCACACGUGUAUCUACCGACUGGAACUGUUUGGCCACAAGUAGCUGGCCCUGCUUUCUCUACCUCUUUCCCCCAUUUUUUUGCAGUUUACUUCAUUUUUAUCUUUUGGCCUUUUAGCCUUCUUUGCUUAUUGGCAUUACCCUUUGAUAAGUUUUCUUUCUUGCAGGCGUUCUCUUUCUAGGCGGGAUACGGAUAUGACCAAUAGAUUGGGGUGUAAUUCAAUCAAACAUCAGCUGGCGUUCUGGUCAUCUUGAGGCGUUCUCUUUACCUUUGACGGAUUGCGGACGGUGUGUCUUUCCUUUCUUUGCAUGCAGGAUUACUCGAUUUCAAGCGGGCUUCUGCAGGAGAUACCACCAGACGAGUUAUGCAUUAGCAGCUGAACUGGAUUUUUG
Molecule: messenger RNA, 2861 nt
Organism: Aspergillus saccharolyticus JOP 1030-1
Lineage: Eukaryota; Fungi; Ascomycota; Eurotiomycetes; Eurotiales; Aspergillaceae
Exons: 2
Coding region: 90-2513 (807 amino acids)
Biological process (GO): nuclear envelope organization
Cellular component (GO): meiotic nuclear membrane microtubule tethering complex; nuclear envelope
Molecular function (GO): protein-membrane adaptor activity
Source: RefSeq, a predicted model, not a curated record